Aspergillus steynii IBT 23096 is the source of this 743-nucleotide messenger RNA. RefSeq lists its product as uncharacterized. The record is from RefSeq and is a predicted model, not a curated record. The transcript has a single exon. NCBI's taxonomy places the organism in Eukaryota, Fungi, Ascomycota, Eurotiomycetes, Eurotiales, Aspergillaceae. The coding region runs from base 146 to 598 and encodes 150 amino acids.
GGAAGCCAUCGUGCGUGACGGUUAGAUGCAAAUGGCUAGAUUCAUCCCCCAGAUAUGGCGAAGGAGUAAGCCCUGGACCGAAGGGUGGGCCAAUGAAGUCAGACUGACCGGGACCGUUGGCGCACGGAGGCAGGCAGCGUCAUGAAUGCAACGUCAAGGAGGAGAAGUCCAGCUGUACAACACACAACCCCUCGCUGGGGAAUUCCGUGCCUUUCACGAAUCACUGCAGAGGCUGCCGAUCCGACCCACUCCGUUGGGGGCCAAUUCGAGCCCCUCGGCUGGUGCGUUGGCGAAUAUUCGACCACGUUGUGCGGUGGGGAGGAUAAGAAGGAGGGACGCCGCUCUGGCCGGGUGUUUAUGCGGAUUUCGUUCGAUCUUGGUGAUUAGAGAGAUGAUGCCGAACAACUCCGUGUGGCUUGUCAGACAGAUUACAGAUUACAGAUCGGAUGACUUUCAUUUGACUGUGGAGUGGACGGAUGAUUCUGCAUCCAGAGGUCGGAUUAUUUCCGAUCUGUUUAUCUUUCCUGAUUUUCUUUUCACUCGGUUCCCACUACUACUGGCGUAUCAGUUUAGACUAGAGUAUCUACAGUCUCCGUAAGUCCUCCGGACGGACCACGGAGCAGACCAGAGAAAGGCCCUAAACGGUCGACUUGGGGCGAAAGCGCGAGAGAAAUCCUUCCAAGCCACUAAGAACCUUAGCUUCGGCUGACAAAUGUUGGGUAAUGUUUGUCUCCGAUCAUCGC